Messenger RNA from Podarcis muralis (Common wall lizard), 1960 nucleotides. The record is from RefSeq and is a predicted model, not a curated record. NCBI's taxonomy places the organism in Eukaryota, Metazoa, Chordata, Lepidosauria, Squamata, Lacertidae.
GGUCGGUGGGCGGGAAACCAUCCAUCCCUACCGGGCGAGCAGCAGCGGGCGCGAGUGUGUGGAAACGGCGCCGCCGGCGAGGAAAGAGUCAUGGGCAACGCUGUGGCUCGAGAGGAUUUCGAGUGGGUUUAUACGGACCAGCCGCACGCGGACCGGCGCAAGGAGAUCCUGAGUAAACACCCAGAAAUAAAAACUUUGAUGAAACCAGACUACAACUUGAUCUGGAUAGUUACACUGAUGGUGCUUGCACAGCUAGUUGCUCUUUACCUAGUUAAAGAUUUGGAGUGGAAAUGGGUUAUAUUUUGGUCAUAUGUGUUUGGCAGUUGUCUUGAUCAUUCUAUGACUCUGGCUAUUCAUGAGAUUGCCCACAACAGUGCCUUUGGCAAUUGUAAACCUCUGUGGAAUCGAUGGUUUGGAAUGUUUGCCAAUCUUGUAUUUGGCAUCCCAUACUCUGUAUCCUUCAAGAGAUAUCACAUGGAUCACCAUCGUUAUCUUGGCGGUGAAGGAGUUGAUGUGGACAUUCCUCUUCCCAUUGAAGGAUGGUUUUUCUGUACUCGUUUUCGAAAGUUCCUUUGGGUUAUUUUUCAGCACUUCCUCUUUGUUAUUCGGCCUCUUUUUAUUAAUCCCAAACCAAUCUCUCGACUUGAAAUAAUGAAUUUGUCAAUUCAGUUUCUCUUCGAUGUUAUGGUAUACUAUGUCUUUGGAGUAAAAGCACUUGUCUACCUGAUAACAGGAUCUCUGCUUGGGCUAGGCUUGCACCCUAUUUCAGGACACUUCAUAGCCGAACAUUACAUGUUUUUAAAGGGAUAUGAAACAUAUUCCUACUAUGGUCCGCUUAAUAAGCUUACGUUCAAUGUUGGCUACCAUAAUGAACACCAUGACUUCCCUAAUGUUCCUGGAAAAAAUCUUCCACUGCUGAAGAAAAUGGCCUCUGAAUACUAUGAUCAUCUGCCACAGUAUAACUCCUGGACAAAAGUGCUUUAUGACUUUGUGAUGGAUGACACUAUCAGCCCCUAUUCGCGAGUGAAAAGGCAUUUAAAAGGUGAAGUGAUACUGGAGUGAAAAAAGCCCCACUUCCGUAAACACCAAAAACAGCCUAGUAGCUGGUGGAAGGUUUUGUUUGAUCAAGAUGAAUUUGCUUUGUAUCUUGAUCUGGUUUGAACUAUGAAUAUAUGAGUACAAUCUAGAACAGGAUCUCUAAAACUAAACGUUCUCGUGUUCUUUUGCCAUAUAACUAUCUUUCAUGAUGUGUUUUAGUAGCUGUUGACUUGAACAUUGGUUUGUUAUUGUAAGCAUUUUAUCUUACAUGCAGCAUAUGUACUUGUUCAGUUUUUUACACUUGCUGCCCAAGACACUAGCCUUUGCUGACAAACCUUCCAAAUUAACUUCUUUUAAUACCCCAGAAUUGUUUUAAUUAUUGUAGUAGCUGACCAAAAUGGCUGGCUACAACUCCUCCUAUAUUGAGUUAUGUCUUGCUCAAUCCAAGUGCUAACCUAAUUGAUGGAUUUACAACUGUUGCUGUAAAGUAUAUACCCGGUGAAUAAGGCUAGUGUUUGUGUAAUUUCAAAACACAUGGAUAUGAUUAUCAUGGAUAUGAUCUCCUGCAGCAGGCCCAUUUCCCAGAAAACAUCUGCAUUCCUUUUUUAAUGCAUCUGUACAUAAGAGCUAUGCCCUGCCAUCAAAUUAAUGCUUCUUUGGAAACAGACUAGAACUCUUGAAGUUUAGAAACAGAAUAGUGGCCACAGUAGUGGAGCCUACGUGUGUCCCAGUAACCAUCUUGUGCUCUCUUAGCUGGGGCAAGAGCUGGAGUGUCAGAUGUUGACAGCAGGUAGCAAGUUUAUAAAAGGUAUAGAACAUCGACUGUGUGAAUGUUAAAUACCUCCUACAAAGGAAUACAAUAAAGUUAUUGUUCAAAAACAAUUCUUGGACACUUGAAUAAAGAUGUUAUUAAUGAAGUUUA